Molecule: messenger RNA, 1786 nt
Organism: Prosopis cineraria
Lineage: Eukaryota; Viridiplantae; Streptophyta; Magnoliopsida; Fabales; Fabaceae
Product: seipin-2-like
Exons: 2
Coding region: 46-1563 (505 amino acids)
Biological process (GO): lipid storage; lipid droplet organization
Cellular component (GO): endoplasmic reticulum membrane
Source: RefSeq, a predicted model, not a curated record
AACAGGAAAGGGCAUCAUCAAAACUCAAAAGCCCGAUUAUAAUAAAUGGGCCCGCAAAACUCAAAGAAUGAUGAUGGCGACGUCUCUACCGACGUGCUUGAUUACCGUACCGGCAAAGGCCCAUCGGAACCUUCUUGCUCGUCUUCCAUUCCAUGUAAGCCUGAACCGGUCCCAGACGAACCUCAAUUUUCGCCUUCCCGACCUCCUCUGGCAACCACAUCUCCAGCCACCACAAUCCGGAGCCGGCCAGUUUGUCGCGGAUCCUGGGACGAAGAAUCGGCAGAUUCUGGUUUCACGGCUUCCAUAUGUUCCGACAAUGAUUUGACAAAUAUCAGGAUCAUGAGCUGUAAAAAGCAGAAUGUGGUUGCAAGGCCCGUGUCGACCCGAGGACGAUGCGGCUCUUUCCCAGCUUCUUGUAGCGCGAGGGAGGAGACCAACCAAGAAUCAAUGGUAACGACUGCUGCAAAUGAUGAUUCCGCCAGUGAUUCAUCUUACGCUGUGGCCAACCCCCCUCAUCCGUCGUCAAAUUUGUUUCAACUAAUAGCACGAUUUGCGUUCAAUUCAAUUGGGUUUCCAAUUAGUUUUUUCGUCAGGUUCAUAACUUUGCCUAUGUGGUUUCUGUAUCAUUCUUUUAUGUUUUAUAUCGAUCCCUUUCGAAAAUUUAGGGCAGGCAAGAUGGUUAUUCUAUGGAUUUCGCCCAGAGUGUGGGGUAUUUUCUGGGAGAGGGUUAGUCCAUCAUUAUAUAGAUGGUUAAAGGAUCGCAUUUCAAUUUGGAAAAUUGGCUUGCGUUGUGGGUGGGGCAUCUUGUGGUUAAUCUAUGUUUUUAUCAGUUUACUCGUUCUCCUGGUUUCAUCACUUGUAAUUAGUGGGUUUAUGAUGAAGUACAUAUCCGAAAAGCCAAUUCAGAAGACGGAAAUUUUGAAUUUCGAUUAUACGAAGGAGAGUCCGAUUGCGUAUGUGCCAUUAAUAUCAUGUCCAAGUGUUGGUGCUGGAAACGAUUGGGAUAACAUCGCAGAUAAUAGGAGGACGAGUGAGCGGGUGAUACCUUCUAAACGCAAAGUGCAGGUCAUGCUAUCGUUACUAGUGCCAGAAUCUGAGUACAACAAAAAUCUUGGGGUCUUCCAGGUCAGGAUAGAUUCUCUCUCUUUUAAUGGUAAAAUCAUCGCCAGUUCGAGCAUGCCAUUAAUGUUAAGAUUCAGAAGUGGGCUUAUUCGUCAAAUGUUGUCCGUCUUGAAGCUUGCUCAUCUGGUUUCUGGCCAUAUUUCGGAAGCUCAAACUCUGAAUGUCAAGAUGGAAGAUUUUAUUGAACGGGAUGAGCCUACCGCAUGCUUAAAAGUGACACUUGAGCAACGAGCAAGUGUUCAAGCUGGUUCUGGCAUUCCUGAGUUAUACGGUGCACAUCUAGUUCUCGACUCAAAACCUCCCUUUCUCAAGUGGAUUACCUGGCGUUGGAAGAAAACUGUGUUUAUAUGGAUCACAACGAUGACAUUCAUGAUGGAGUUACUCGUUGCUCUCGUGUGUUGUAGGCCUAUGAUCAUUCCAAUGAAAAGGCAAAGGGGGUAGCUCUGCAUGCAUUGCUGCUGAUCAAAGCCAAAGCGAUCUUCUUAUUCAAAGUUGAGACUACUCCGCUUUCCUAUGCUUCGGAACAGUGAUGGCAUUAACAUUCCGUGUCUAAUUGCUUAAACUGAUUUUUUUUUUUAAUUGUGCUUCUUUCUUCUAAUUUAAAGUUCCUAUCCACUUAUCAUGUACAUGUUAUACACUUGGAUUUCAUCAUCAACAAUCUGAU